This is a messenger RNA of Ctenocephalides felis (cat flea), 2917 nucleotides long. Its product is annotated as 25S rRNA (cytosine-C(5))-methyltransferase nop2. Bases 107 to 2872 code for a protein of 921 amino acids. Gene Ontology annotation, biological process: maturation of LSU-rRNA; rRNA base methylation. The record is from RefSeq and is a predicted model, not a curated record. Gene Ontology annotation, molecular function: rRNA (cytosine-C5-)-methyltransferase activity; RNA binding. Lineage: Eukaryota; Metazoa; Arthropoda; Insecta; Siphonaptera; Pulicidae. The transcript is spliced from 9 exons. Gene Ontology annotation, cellular component: nucleolus.
UUUACCAGCGCAUGUGUUUCAAAUCCAUCAAAGAAAAGAGGUUAUAACAUAAAAUUAGUUAUUAUCAAGUUUUUAUUUUAUAAUACUUAAGAAUUCGUAUACAAACAUGGGACGUAAAGCGAAAUUUGAUGAAAAUGAUAAAAUCAUUAAGAAAGGUCCUGGGCGUAAAAAUAAGAAACAAAGGGAUCCUGUUUUCGCACAGGAGAAAGAUGGCAAGAUCAGCAAAUCAAAAAGCCAUCGACAAAAACAAAGAGAAAUGAAAAGGCAAUUGAAACAGGCAGUGAAGAAACAGAAUACUUCACAAGAUAAGACUACAGCUAUUAAGAAGAAAUCUGGUGUUAACAAUAAUAUCAUAGCAAAUAAAAAAGACAAAGAUUCUUCAAAGCACCAUAAACUAGUAAAACCACAAAGUGUAACAUCUUCAGAAGAAUCUGAAGAGGAGAUAGUUUUAAAUACCAAAAAGAAGAAUAAUACCAUUAAAGAGUUUUCUGAUUCUAAUAAAACUUGGUUGACGCCCAAAAAGAAAAAAAUUGAAGAAGAAGAUGACGAUGACGAUUCUGAUAAUUCAGAAGUAGAUGAAGCUUCCGAAGAUUCAGAUGAAGAUCAGCAAGAAUCUGACAGUGAUGAUGAAGAAGUUGAUGAUGAUUGCAAAGUUGGGUCAUUAAAUGACGUAGAUGUUGAAAGUGAUGAUGAUGAUUCUGAUGAAAUUGGAGAUGAUUUUGGCAAUAAAGACGAUUCUGAUGAUGAUGACGAAGAUGAUGAAGAAGAUAAUGACAAUGAUGAUGACGAAGAUGAUGAAGAUGAAAUGUUACCAAUAGAAAAAGAAAAUAAGAAGCUCAAAAAACAACAAAAAAGAGAAUUGAAUGAAUCUCAAGCAGAACUUCAAUUAAAUAUUGCUGAUAAAGAGCAUUUUGCUUUUCCUUCUGAAUCUGAGCUAGAGAAGCCUAUUUCAUUGCAAGAUGUGCAGAAACGAAUAAGAGAUAUUGUAAAUCUUCUGACAAAUGAAUCAGAACAUCUAAAAAAAGAUAAGGAGCAUUCCAGGAAGGAUUAUAUGGAGUUAUUGAAGACGGAUUUAUGUUCUUAUUACAGUUAUAAUGAUUUCUUAAUGGAAAAACUGAUGCAACUGUUUCCAUUGAAUGAGUUAUUGGAGUAUUUGGAAGCUAGUGAAGUCCAAAGGCCUUUAACAAUACGUACAAAUAGUUUAAAAACACGUAGAAGAGAUUUGGCACAAGCUUUGAUCAAUCGUGGUGUUAAUUUAGAUCCAGUUGGGAAAUGGACACAGGUUGGUUUAGUUGUAUACAGCUCAACUGUACCUAUAGGAGCAACUCCAGAAUAUCUGGCAGGGCAUUAUAUAAUUCAAGGUGCUUCUAGUUUUCUCCCUGUGAUGGCUUUAGCUCCUCAACCAAAUGAACGAGUUCUUGACCUCUGUGCAGCUCCUGGUGGCAAAUCUUCACACAUAGCUGCAUGUAUGAAAAACACAGGAGUUUUAUUUUCAAAUGACGUUAAUAAAGACCGUGCCAGGGCUAUUUCUGGAAAUUUCCAUCGGCUGGGUAUUGUGAAUAGUGUUAUUUGCUCCUAUGAUGGGCGUAAGUUUACAAAUGUUAUCAAGGGAUUCGAUAGGGCUUUAGUUGAUGCUCCUUGCACCGGCACAGGAGUUGUUGCUAAAGAUCCCAGUGUAAAGACAUCUAAAGAUGAAUUGGAUGUACAAAGAUGUUACAAUAUACAAAGACAGUUGUUGUUAGCUGCUAUUGAUUGUGUUAAUUAUAAAUCAGCGACUGGGGGCUACAUUGUUUAUUCAACUUGUUCAAUACUUCCUGAAGAAAAUGAAUGGGUUAUUGAUUAUGCUUUAAAGAAACGUGAUGUCAAGCUUGUUCCCACAGGUUUAGAAUUUGGAACAGAGGGCUUUGUAAAUUAUAGGCAUCACAGGUUUCAUCCUUCAUUAAAAUUGACAAGGCGUAUCUAUCCUCACACGCAUAAUAUGGAAGGAUUCUUUAUUGCCAAGUUGAAGAAGUUCUCAAAUAUUACACGUAGUGACAAGAAUGAAAAUGAUGCAGAGAGUGAUGAUGAUGAUGAUAGAAAACCAAAUGCCAGUGUGGAAGAAGUAGAGGAGGAAUCAGAGGAUAUGGAAGAAAGUAGUGAACAGGAAAAAAGUCCUACCUCAGUAGGUGUUGGUAAAUUAAAGUCUAAAUUAGCAAAAAAUGUUAAACAAAGUCCUAAAAAUAUUGGCAAAACUGAGAAUAAGAAUAGUAAAAACAAAGCAAAAACCAAUAAUAAAGUAGCUGUAAAUGGUGCUAGUGUAUUGCCCAAAUUAAAAAACAAAACUGUCAGCAAACAAAAAUCAAGGGUUUCACUUGAAACCUCUCCUUCCGAUGAAGAUUCUGAACUCAAAUCAACCAAAUCUGAUACUAAAACAUCAAAAUCUGCAAGUAUAUCACCCAUACCAAAUGUUAUUAAGAAAAAAUCAAAAGGUUUGAAAAAUAUACCAGAUAAAAAUAUAGAUACUCAAGCAAAUAAGACAAAGAAAAAUAAAAUUAAUAAAGAUGAUAGUUCAGAAACCAAAGCAACAACAUCUAUGACGAAAACUUCAAAACCUAAACUCAAUAAAUACAAUUUUCAAAGACAAAGUGAUCAAUUAAACUCUUCAGUUGUAGAUAGUUUUAUAAGCGGUUCACGAAAAUCUGCAGAAGAUUACAUGUUUAGUUGUCUCCCUAAUGAUAUUGUAAUUAAGGAUUUUGAUGAUUCAAAUGAUGUGGAGAGUCAAUUCAAAGUUAAUAACAAACGAAAACAGAGUACUGAUGCAUCAGAUGCAGUUUCAAGCAAGAAGGGGAAAAAGAGUGGUCAGAAGUUUAAUAAGAAAAAUAAAAUUAAGUAAUGUUAAAUUACAUGUAUUGAUCGUUAAUAAAUGAAUAAAAUUAUG